This is a messenger RNA of Pyricularia oryzae 70-15, 2501 nucleotides long. Its product is annotated as solute carrier family 25 member 33. Gene Ontology annotation, biological process: pyrimidine nucleotide import into mitochondrion. The record is from RefSeq and is a predicted model, not a curated record. Bases 831 to 2123 code for a protein of 430 amino acids. Gene Ontology annotation, molecular function: pyrimidine nucleotide transmembrane transporter activity. Lineage: Eukaryota; Fungi; Ascomycota; Sordariomycetes; Magnaporthales; Pyriculariaceae. Gene Ontology annotation, cellular component: mitochondrion. The transcript has 2 exons.
ACAAAAAAAAAAAAAAAAAGCUGGAAAAGAAACACAAAACCCGUAAAUCUUACGUUGGUCCCAGCAAACAGGGGCAACUUGUAAGGCAUUGCACAUACCUACGCCAAAUCGAUCGAUUGACUGCUCGUUGUACUGACCCCUCUGCACCCUCUUGCCUGGUUUCCGAACCGAGCGGCCCGAAUGGCGUGCCGGUUCUGGUGCUGGUGCUACUAAGACUGCUACGUAUUGCGAGCGGUGGGUGUUCACUGCUCACGCGGCUUUGGAGAAGCGCUUCCCCGCACACACCGAGCCGUCGUGAUCCGGCCAAGGCUUUUUGUUGUUUCCCUUCUCUUUCUGUUUUUUUUUUCUUUUUCUUUUUUUCUUGUUUUCAGUUGUUGUUGUUAUAAGUUUUUUUUUCUUAAUUUUUUUUUUUUUUUUUUUUUCAUGGCCCUUUCGCAUCGGAUAGGUUCAUUACUCGCCGUCGAACGCUUGGGUGUCUUGCCGCUACGGGGCUUGUUCAGUUUCCAAUUAUUCCCGACCAAGCCCCAUUAUAUACCUGCCGCCAAAAAUACCACCUACGAGGCACAUUAUCCACUCACCCAAGGUACCCUACAGUACCUACGUUGACCUCAGGCGCAUCCCUUGAUCUCGGUUUGAACUGCCAGCCAAUUUGCAGCUACCACCCAACCACCAAAAUAGAAGGUAGCACAGACGAGCUAGCCGCAAAAUAACCAUAACCCAGGCGGGAUCGGGCUCUCUCGGGACGCAUCUCGCCGCCCCAAAGAGCCCCUCCUGCUCGCGGUUACAAAAUCAGGCUUGUGAAGAGCACGCGCUUUUGAGGGGGGAGUGGAAUGUCAUCACACGACCGACGACACCAAGUUACUCCGCCUGUGAGCUUUGAUUCCGAGGGCGACGCCACCGCUGCGGGAGACCAUGGGCCGCUGACCUCGCCUGCUGAAUUCUACCCCCCGCCGCCGCCGCCGACCCCGGAGUCUAUCGGGAUAUCGGUUCCCGAACCCCUCGAGGCCAUGCCGGACAGCCCACGUACCAUCUCGCCGCUGGAGAAGUGGGCCGCACACGCGACCUCGUCUCAGUUCAACGCCCUCUCCGGGGCCAUUGGUGGCUUCACCUCGGGCGUUGUGGUCUGCCCGCUCGACGUGAUCAAGACAAAGCUGCAAGCGCAGGGUGGAUUCGCCGCGGUGCAAAAGGGGCGCCAUGUCGGACACCACAGGGUAUACUCGGGGCUUUUGGGCACCGGCAAGAUAAUAUGGCGGGAAGAGGGCAUCCGUGGCAUGUACAGGGGGCUUGGACCGAUAAUAUUAGGAUACCUGCCGACAUGGGCAGUCUGGUUCACAGUCUACAACAAGAGCAAGGAGUUCCUCGGGGAACAUCACAAAAACUCAUUCAUCGUCAACUUCUGGUCCUCGAUCGUUGCCGGCGCGAGCAGCACCAUCGUGACGAAUCCCAUAUGGGUCAUCAAGACACGGCUCAUGUCGCAGUCGGCACGCGACCACAUAAGAACGAGCUAUUCACAGUUCCCAAAGGGUGCGAACACGCCAACUUCGCGGCCGACGCUGCACUCUCCAUGGCACUACAAGUCGACAAUGGACGCGGCUCGCAAGAUGUACACGACCGAAGGCAUCACCUCAUUCUACUCGGGCUUGACCCCAGCCCUGCUCGGCCUCACCCACGUCGCCGUGCAGUUCCCAGCAUACGAGUACCUCAAAACAAAAUUCACCGGCCAGGGCAUGGGCGCCGUGGCCGUGGACAAGGAAGGGCACCAGGCGGCCAAUCAGUGGAUGGGUGUCCUUGCCGCCACAAUAUUAUCCAAAGUUCUCGCCAGCAGCGCGACGUAUCCUCAUGAGGUUAUUCGCACCCGGCUGCAGACGCAGCAGAAGCCUAUGGUCGGUAACGGAAGCAGCAACGGAGGUGCGGGGUUACCGAGGUACCAGGGCAUCGCCCGGACGUUCAGAACUAUUCUCCGCGAGGAGGGCUGGCGUGCCUUCUAUGCCGGGAUGGGCACGAACCUGAUGCGCGCAGUUCCGGCGGCCACGGUGACGAUGCUGACAUACGAGUAUGUUAUGCGAAGGUUAAACCAAGCCAAGAUUGAUGGGAAAAUACUUCUUGGCGAGGCGGAAGGAUAACUUGAGGUGACACAUUGCGGGUAGCUUCGUAUUAUGCACGUUAGUACGGCGAGAGAUUUUGGGCUCUCCGUCACGCCUCCCAUCAUUGAUCUGCGCGAUCCAUUCUUGGCGACUCAUUCUGUCUAGCCACCUAGCCAUAUAGUUUAAGGUCCAGGGAGCACUUAUGUAUAUAUCAUCAUAUUUCGCAUGGCCCUCUGUAUGUGCCAGACACCACCCCAUCCCCCAUCCCCCAUCCCUCGGCUUUAUGGCACCAGUAUAAAGAUUUUUUUUGUGUAUCUCAGGACGGACAUAGACCAGUAGUGCUCUCCCGCUGUCGGCUAGAGCUCAGCUUAUCUGCUUUCGCGGCUCGAGACCGGAAAGCCCGAGAAAAUAAGCAGG